Messenger RNA from Cololabis saira (Pacific saury), 1157 nucleotides. RefSeq names its product coxsackievirus and adenovirus receptor homolog. Lineage: Eukaryota; Metazoa; Chordata; Actinopteri; Beloniformes; Belonidae. The coding region runs from base 1 to 1008 and encodes 335 amino acids. The transcript is spliced from 6 exons. The record is from RefSeq and is a predicted model, not a curated record.
AUGUUGUCAGAGACAUUUACAGAAGGGAUGAAAGUGACAUCGGUGGGGUCUCAGACCGUCCUGAAGGCUAUGGGGGAGAGUGUGACUUUGGGCUGCAGCUACACACCUGAGCCUUUUGAUGCUGGAGAACUUGACAUCGAAUGGUCAGUUGUCAGUCCAGACACCACAAAGAAAGACCAAAUGAUUAUGUCGUACACCAGUGGCACUCGGUACUACCACGGCAACCACGUGUUUGCGGAGAGGCUCAGCUUUGCCGCAGGUGACCCUUCAAAGGGUGACGCGUCUCUCUCCAUUUCUCAGCUGUCACCUCCUCAAAGUGCUACCUACCGGUGUAAAGUGAAGAAGUCUCCCGGGGUGGACACCCGCAAGAUGUCACUGGUGGUAAUGGUGAAGCCAUCAGCCCCUAAGUGCUGGGUGGAGGGAGGACAGCUCGUUGGCGAAGCCUUGUCUCUUAAUUGCCGGUCCACUAAAGGCUCUACUCCCUUGAAAUACACGUGGAGGAGAGAGAGGGCAGACCCCAUGCCUGCUGGUGUCACACAGAACGGCGCAACCGGGGAGCUGAAAAUCAGCAACCACUCACAGAGCUUUGCUGGUGCCUACCUUUGUGAGGUGAACAAUGCUGUUGGAGCGGAACGCUGCAGGAUCAACCUGAAAGCCGACAAGCCUCCAAACAGAGCCGCAGUGAUAGUCGGCACCGUCGUGGGUUCUCUUCUCCUCGUCUUCAUCCUGCUGGUGUUCAUCGGGCUUCUUUAUUGGAAGUUGAGGAGCAGGCACAGCUAUGACAAAGAAGUCUCCAACGAGAUCAGGGAGGACGCAGCACCUCCAGAAAGCCGGCCGGGCAGUCGCCACACACACCGGAGCAGCGGUCAGCAGUCAGAGGCGACCUACUGUCAGGUGGAUGGGAGUGAUAGGAACUUGUCCAGCACUGGAUACGCCAACACGCCAUCCAGCAUCGACCAUGGAUUCACACCCAUCAAAUAUGACAGCAAGUAUGGAUAUCCAGUCUGAUAUUUAGCAACAAAGAUCACGUAAGGAGACUUUACCUCCUUGUGUGAUGAUUAAACGGAUGCUUUGAAACAGGUUGAACAAAACAGACUUUGUCACACUGAUUGAAUCAAUUGUAAGGCUGUUUCCACAGUUAUGCAGUUAUAUUUAAA